AUAUGUUUGUAUUGUAAGUUAUUUUUAGACCCCAUUUGAAACCGGGUUUAAAUCGCCGGGUGACUAAAAUUACGCAAGCCUUUAUCUUAUCAGCCAUGUGUGCCUGAUUUAUAUCCCAGCUAGAUUCAGAGACGUUUGUUUUCAGGUAUCAUGGAGACAUUAACGAGGACGAUGGUAAUUCUAUUGGUCACUUUAGUGGCCACUUCCGCCGAAAAGGACUGUGACCAGUCGUCAAGUGUGUGGGUCAAUGGGGAGGAACAUAGAGGGGGAUGCAAGGUAGAUUUCCCCACCUGUGGUUACACGUUGCGGCCAGUGACGGACGUGUUCGGAGCGGAAGUUAUCAACGUGGAUCUCUCAUCUCUUGACGCAAGUUGCGCAAACGCACUUCGACAGGAAGCAUACAUGUACAAAUUUCUGUUGUUUCGGGAUCAAGACUUAAGUUGGCAGGACCAAAUCCGUUUCACAGAACUCUUUGGAAGGCCAUUUGAAGAAACUUCGUCUGUGAACCGGAAGUUCCAUCCAAAAGUCCCGGAUGGCCGACUUGGUUACUUCUCAAAUGACCCCAAUGAGGGCCUACAGGGUCAAGGGACAGAGGGAUGGCAUGUAGAUGGAAACAUUGUCACCAUUCCUCACGAGUUUACAAUUAUAUACUGUGUCAGUGCUAGUAAAAAUGGACCUACGUUGGUGGUGCCGUUGAAACAGAUAGUGGACAUGCUCGAUCCAGAAGAAAGGGCGUUUCUGGAUACGAUCUACUUCGUGAGUGGUCAUAACUCGAGUGUUGUGAACCCUUUGAUCUACAAACACCCAAACAGGAAUGAAGAUACAAUCAUGUUAGCGUUAGGUAUAUUAUCUGGAAAUUACAUCCAAAAAGAAGAAACUGGAGCGGAAAAAGUCUUAUCCAAGGAAGAAACAAAAUAUAUUCAAGAUAUCCUUGAGGCGAAAAUACUAGGAUCAAAUCUAAUCUACUCGCAUCAAUACAAGUCCAAAGAUUUGCUUCUUCUUAACAACCCAUCUGUCGCGCAUAUAGCAGGCCCGGGUUCACAGAGUGCGAUGGAAUUGUCCGGACUCCGCCUGAUGCAUCGGUCUACCGUUCGUGGAGAGCAUCCGCCAAGUAAGCAAACGUCUGUUCACUAUGAAUGUGAUACGAUCGCCCCACACUUGGAUGGAUAUUGCUUAUUUUCGCUCAAAGACUCUGUUUUUUACCCAAGAUACGGAAUCUUCGAUACGAAAGACGUCGCCAGACAAAGAUGCAAAGGAGUUAACCCUUACGCCGAUCUAGCGGUAAUCCCAAAUGAAAACUGGACAAAUGUUGUAAAGAAAAUUGUAGCACAUACUGGCGUCCCCCAUUGGAUAAAUGGGACAAAUCCGAGUGACGAGGCCGUUUUUUGGGGAGACACCAAGAGUGACUAUAUAAACUGGAACGAGGAUCAACCCAACGACCACGAUGGUCCAGAAGAAUGCGUAGUGGUCGGGCCAUUCGGUACUUGGUUUGAUCUGCCGUGUGCACCGAAGACCAAGAAGGGAUCUGACCCUGGACCUGUGAUCACGUGGGAGGAUGGAGUAAGGAGAAAGUACAAUGUUUUCCCACUUUGUGGAGUUAAGGCAGUUCGCUUGUAAACUCAAUUUCAGAAAAAAAAUAUGUUCUUCAUAAAAGAACUUAAAGAAAAGGAGUUUUUAUAGUGUUAAAAUUAAAGUGAACAUAUAAUUUUGAAUAAAUACAUUUGUAGUUUGUCGGGACAUAUUCA
This is a messenger RNA of Pecten maximus, 1745 nucleotides long. RefSeq lists its product as uncharacterized. The transcript has 2 exons. The coding region runs from base 151 to 1617 and encodes 488 amino acids. Gene Ontology annotation, molecular function: oxidoreductase activity. The record is from RefSeq and is a predicted model, not a curated record. NCBI's taxonomy places the organism in Eukaryota, Metazoa, Mollusca, Bivalvia, Pectinida, Pectinidae.